Messenger RNA from Suillus plorans, 474 nucleotides. RefSeq lists its product as uncharacterized. Bases 1 to 474 code for a protein of 157 amino acids. The transcript is spliced from 6 exons. The record is from RefSeq and is a predicted model, not a curated record. NCBI's taxonomy places the organism in Eukaryota, Fungi, Basidiomycota, Agaricomycetes, Boletales, Suillaceae.
AUGCCUAGCUUGGGGCUUCCUACCGCCAGCCUAUCGUACAGUGGGUGUGUCGUAAAUGACAUACUUGACCGAGACUUCGACUGCAAAGUUGUCUUGCGCUCGGUGUUGUUUGGCUCCCUACUUGCGGCGGACCCACCCGCUGAUGAAGCGCUGGACAUACUGGCCUUCUUUGUUUUUAGCUGCAGCAUCCCAUUCGCUUGGGUCGCAAAAAUGACUCAGUUCAAUUGGGGCAUGAUGCUGAAUGUUGCUAUUGCACGAUAUCGUGCUGGUAAGUGGUUCGCCUGUAAUUUUUUUGUAUUGGGAACUUGUGCUGAUGCCGUAUCACCUCGGAACAAGAAGGACGAUGAGAAGGCUGGGGUCAGGCAAGUCGUCAUGGCGCAGCGAUGGUCUGCGCUCUUCUGCGCUGGAUUGGACAUAGACUACGACUACUACAUCAAACUCGCUUCCCUCGCCGGGUGGACAUGCGUCCAAUAA